AUGGCUGAUACAAUCCUUAAGUUAAGUCGAGGUUUAGUACGCAUCGACACAAAUAAUGAUUUUCGUUCUGAUGAAAUUCAUUAUCAAGUUACUUUCACAUUCCUGAUUAUCGCUGCCGUCGCCUCCACAACUCUUCAGUUCUAUGCGGAUCCCAUCCAAUGUAUCCAACCAGCUCAGUUUACCGAUGGCUACACAUCAUUUGCUCGAACGAUCUGUUGGCUGAACAACACAUACUUCUACCCUCAAACUUACACAAGAUUACCGAUGGACAAAAACGAACGACAACAACACACUCUCAAAUAUUAUCAAUGGUUACCAUUCGUCUAUCUCAUCCAAGCAUUCUUCUUUCUUCUUCCACAUCUCAUCUGGAUCAGUUUCUAUCAGAAGAAUGGUCUCAAUCCAGGUCUCGUCGUUGAACAAGGAAAAAAAUUCGAUGAGAAANUGAACAACACAUACUUCUACCCUCAAACUUACACAAGAUUACCGAUGGACAAAAACGAACGACAACAACACACUCUCAAAUAUUAUCAAUGGUUACCAUUCGUCUAUCUCAUCCAAGCAUUCUUCUUUCUUCUUCCACAUCUCAUCUGGAUCAGUUUCUAUCAGAAGAAUGGUCUCAAUCCAGGUCUCGUCGUUGAACAAGGAAAAAAAUUCGAUGAGAAAUCCAAUAUAGGCCAACGAAUCGCCAAAGAAAUCGAACGAUAUCUAAUGUGUCGACGACUGGCACAAUGUAAGAAGAAGCUGCUACUUCGCAGCAGCGUUCAUCAAGAUUCUCCAUCUCAGUCCGAAUCACUUCUACCCAAUGUGUCAUUUCGUAUUCGAUAUCGAAGCUCAUAUGUUGUUUCACUUUAUCUGUUCAUCAAAGUUCUCUAUCUUCUCAACAUUAUCAUCCAAGUCUACUUUCUGAAUCUUCUUCUAUCGACUGGUAAAUAUGGCUUUGUUCGAUUUGGAUUCGAUACGAUGAAAUAUUUAUUUCAAUCGACAAUACGCGAACGCAUUGUCAACCUAUCGUACAAACAUCAACAACUGUUUCCAUUUGUGACACUGUGUGACUUUCACAUUCGUGAACUAGGUCAAGAUCAUUACUAUACAAUUGAGUGUAUUCUGUUGAUCAACAUCUUCUACGAGAAGAUUUAUUUUGCAAUGUGGCUUUGGUUUGCAGUUCUAUUCGUGAUAUCGCUGAUCUCAUUCGCUUAUUCAUUUUGUCUCUAUGUUCCAUUCUUUACUCGUUAUCGUUUCAUUGAAAAAGUGAUUCAUUCGAUUCACGCAAAAUAUCCGCCAUCGAAUCCAACAAAUCAGAUUACAACAAAUGAUCAUGAAGAACAUGGAAGAGACCUUUUAGACAGUGACAAACGAAAGAGAGACUUUGUGAACUGGUUACAACGAGAUGGAGUGUUUCUGUUGCGUUUGUUGUAUUCACAUGCGGGAACAGCAGUUGUGGUUCAAUGUGUGGAAGAUUUGAAGGAGAUCUGGGUGGAAAACUAUGAAGAUGGAAGGAAAUUGAGUGAAAAACUGUUGAAAAAUGAAUUUGAAUUUUCANAAGAACAUGGAAGAGACCUUUUAGACAGUGACAAACGAAAGAGAGACUUUGUGAACUGGUUACAACGAGAUGGAGUGUUUCUGUUGCGUUUGUUGUAUUCACAUGCGGGAACAGCAGUUGUGGUUCAAUGUGUGGAAGAUUUGAAGGAGAUCUGGGUGGAAAACUAUGAAGAUGGAAGGAAAUUGAGUGAAAAACUGUUGAAAAAUGAAUUUGAAUUUUCAAUGUAG
Messenger RNA from Adineta ricciae, 1767 nucleotides. The record is from the annotation of a GenBank genome assembly. Lineage: Eukaryota; Metazoa; Rotifera; Eurotatoria; Adinetida; Adinetidae.